Mesorhabditis belari is the source of this 540-nucleotide messenger RNA. The record is from the annotation of a GenBank genome assembly. NCBI's taxonomy places the organism in Eukaryota, Metazoa, Nematoda, Chromadorea, Rhabditida, Rhabditidae.
AUGAACGCAGCUAUUUUCCUUUCUUUUCUUUUAUUAGCAAUUGUUUCAAUUGUGAAUGCAACAACAGAAUGGUGGGGUGAUCUUCGUGCUCAUCUUAAUCCUCCAAAGGCACCGGCAUUUUACGAUGUUACCUAUGAUGAUGAAUGCCCACAAGGCCUUAAAUAUGAUGCUAUCCCCGAUUUUGUUUAUUUUGGAACCAUGAUCUCCUCAAUGAACGUUGACGACAACGAAGAAUGCGUUCAAAAGUGCUUGGAAAAACCACGAUGCAAAGCAGCCAAUUAUUUCCAGUCGAUCUCUUUCCAAGAACAAGGCUUUUGCGAAUUGCUCUCAGAGACCCAGUUGGACAACCCCCAAUUAAUGCGCCCCUUCAUCAAAGCCACUUAUUACGAAAAUAUCAGAUGUCGAGAUGUGGACGCUAUCGAGAUUGAGAUUGAUCAGAAGCCGAGAGCACGACCUACCAAAGAAGAAAUCUCGGACAUUUUUAAAAAGAUUUCGUCGAAAGCGACCGAAUUUCGGGCACGUUUCAGAGCCGCUAGAAAA